AUGAGUCGCGAAGAGAGUCCGAAACGGCGGAAGAUUGGCUCGGGUCGAUUCACGCCGUCGUCGCCAAAGAGCUAUACCGGUCCUGGUCCUAGGCAUAUCUUCAUGCGACGCGACAGAGCCUCCAGCAGGGACGAUGAUGACAGCCAGACAGGAUCCAGCCGGGGCCGCAACGGUGCAUCAACACCUCACCAACACGCAUUUGAUGGCCCUGAAGCAUUCGUGAAUGAUAAUGAUGCUAUUGCUCUGGACCGUGACUGGUACAUGGGUGACGAAUCUGGGCACACAUUUGGAGACGAGACGCAUAACCCCUUUGGCGCUCCGGAAAGUGCAUGGGCAGACCAGAUCCGUGAAGCGGCAUUAUCUGAGAAGAAGAAUAGCCGCCGCUUUAAUGCUCGUGCUGUACAGAAGCAAAAGGACGUGGAUGCGUGGGAGACGAAUCGCAUGCUGACCUCCGGCAUUGCCCAGAGGAGGGACUACGACGCUGAUUUCGAGGACGAUGACGACUCGACAAGGGUACACUUGCUGGUUCAUGACCUCCGCCCCCCAUUUCUAGACGGCCGUACAGUCUUCACAAAGCAGCUGGAGCCUGUUCCGGCCGUACGAGAUCCUCAGAGUGACAUGGCUGUAUUCAGUCGCAAAGGGAGCAAAAUUGUUCAGGAAAGGAGGCAGCGGAAAGAGCGUCAGAAACAAGCUCAAGAUGCGACGAAUGCGGCGGGAACUACGCUUGGGAAUAUCAUGGGCGUCAAAGAAGAUGAGGGUGACAGUGCCGCUGCAAUUCCUGGAGAGGAAGACCAAAAGGCCAGCACCAAUAGCAAAUUUGCUUCACAUUUAAAAAAGUCAGAGGGAUCCAGCGCGUUUAGUAGGAGCAAAACUUUACGUGAGCAGAGAGAAUAUCUCCCUGCAUUCGCCGUUAGGGAGGAGCUACUUCGAGUGAUAAGAGAUAAUCAGGUUAUUAUCGUGGUUGGACAGACUGGCUCUGGAAAGACCACCCAGUUGACUCAGUUUCUCUACGAGGAUGGCUACGGGGAGCUUGGAUUGAUAGGUUGUACGCAGCCACGCCGAGUUGCAGCAAUGAGUGUCGCCAAACGAGUCAGCGAGGAGAUGGAGGUUAAACUUGGAGGACUUGUGGGCUAUGCUAUCCGUUUCGAAGAUUGUACAAGCAGUGAAACGGUGAUCAAAUAUAUGACUGAUGGAGUAUUGCUCCGAGAGUCCUUAGUCCAGCCUGAUCUUGACAAGUACUCUUGUAUUAUCAUGGACGAGGCUCAUGAGAGAGCUCUGAAUACAGAUGUCCUGAUGGGACUAAUUAAGAAAGUCCUCGCCAGGAGAAGAGAUUUAAAGCUCAUCGUGACAUCUGCUACCAUGAACUCUGAUCGAUUCUCAAAAUUUUACGGAGGAGCCCCUGAGUUCAUUAUUCCCGGACGUACAUUCCCCGUCGAUAUACAGUAUUCUCGUUCUCCAUGCGAGGACUACGUUGACAGUGCUGUUAAGCAAGUGCUUGCCAUUCAUGUUUCGCAGGGCCCUGGAGAUAUCCUAGUUUUUAUGACUGGACAAGAAGAUAUUGAGGUUACUUGCGAACUAAUCCACGAGAGGCUGGCUCUUCUAAAUGACCCACCGAAGAUUAGUGUGUUGCCCAUAUACAGCCAGAUGCCAGCGGAUUUACAAGCGAAGAUCUUCGACAAGGCUCCUCCAGGUGUCAGGAAAGUCAUCGUUGCUACCAAUAUUGCCGAGACCAGCUUAACGGUUGAUGGAAUCAUGUACGUGGUAGACGCCGGUUUUUCAAAGUUGAAAGUGUAUAACCCGCGAAUGGGCAUGGACACACUUCAAAUCACCCCAAUCUCUCAAGCCAAUGCGUCCCAGCGAGCAGGUAGAGCGGGCCGAACAGGGCCUGGUAAAGCAUAUCAUCUAUAUACUGAACUUGCAUUCAAGGACGAGUUCUAUAUACAGACAAUCCCGGAGAUUCAACGUACAAACCUCGCUAACACGGUGCUCCUACUCAAAUCCUUGGGGAUCAAAGACCUGCUGGACUUUGAUUUUAUGGACCCUCCCCCACAAGACACUAUCACAACUUCGCUAUUUGACCUUUGGGCUCUCGGGGCAAUCGAUAACUUGGGCGAUUUAACCGCUAUUGGUCGUCGAAUGAGUGCAUUUCCCAUGGACCCGUCGCUUGCAAAACUCCUAAUCACUUCCUCAGAACUAUAUGACUGCAGUGAAGAAAUGCUCACCAUAGUCUCCAUGCUCUCUGUUCCUAGCGUGUUUUACCGUCCUAAGGAGCGACAAGAAGAGUCUGAUGCAGCACGGGAGAAGUUCUUCGUGCCAGAAUCAGAUCAUCUAACCCUUCUCCAUGUUUAUACCCAAUGGAAAGCAAACGGUUACUCGGAUGGAUGGUGCGUGCGCCAUUUCUUACAUCCCAAGGCUCUCCGACGAGCCAAGGAGAUUCGAGAACAGUUACAUGACAUUAUGAAAAUGCAGAAAAUGCAGUUGACUAGCUGUGGCACGGAUUGGGACAUCAUUCGAAAGUGUAUUUGCUCUGGCUACUAUCACCAGGCUGGCCGGGUCAAGGGUAUCGGAGACUCUCUUUAUGGUCUUGGCUUCUUGCCAGACUACGUCGUAUAUCAUGAAUUGAUUUUAACAAGCAAAGAAUACAUGUCGACAGUCACUGCAGUUGACCCUCAUUGGCUUGCCGACCUAGGAGGCGUGUUUUACUCAAUCAAAGAGAAAGGCUACUCUGCACGCGAACGCCGCGUUACAGAGCGUGAAUUCAAUCGAAAAAUGGAAAUCGAAACACAAAUGGCUGCAGACCGUGAAAAGGCCGCGGAGCUCGCAGCCCGUGAAGCUGAGAAAGAGUCAGCCAAGAGGAGACAAGAAAUCCAGGCUGCAGUGAGAAGACCAACUGCUACCCCGGGAGUAAGGAGGACCACCAGUGGCUUGGUGACUAGUGGUAGUGUGGUUAGAAGGCCGCCGUCUAAAAGAGUUGGGAGGGGAUUCUGA
Messenger RNA from Microsporum canis CBS 113480, 2988 nucleotides. RefSeq names its product pre-mRNA splicing factor ATP-dependent RNA helicase prp16. Gene Ontology annotation, biological process: mRNA splicing, via spliceosome. Lineage: Eukaryota; Fungi; Ascomycota; Eurotiomycetes; Onygenales; Arthrodermataceae. Gene Ontology annotation, cellular component: intracellular anatomical structure; spliceosomal complex. Gene Ontology annotation, molecular function: RNA binding; ATP binding. The record is from RefSeq and is a predicted model, not a curated record. The transcript has 4 exons. The coding region runs from base 1 to 2988 and encodes 995 amino acids.